This is a messenger RNA of Struthio camelus australis, 1660 nucleotides long. RefSeq names its product apolipoprotein D (gene APOD). NCBI's taxonomy places the organism in Eukaryota, Metazoa, Chordata, Aves, Struthioniformes, Struthionidae. Gene Ontology annotation, biological process: lipid transport; response to reactive oxygen species; tissue regeneration. Gene Ontology annotation, molecular function: cholesterol binding. Gene Ontology annotation, cellular component: cytoplasm. The record is from RefSeq and is a predicted model, not a curated record.
GGACACGCAGGACAGCCGUUCCCUGCAGCCCUGCUCCUCCGCAACCAAGCCUCAGAGCGUUGGGCCACCUUGUCACCUCAGGCACAACCAUGCUGAGGACGGCAGUGCUGCUCUCAGUCCUGCUCGGUCUUGUUGGCUUUGGAAAAGGACAGACGUUUCACAUGGGACCAUGUCCAGACCCACCAGUCCAAGAAAACUUUGAUAUCGCCAAGUACCUUGGAAAAUGGUAUGAGAUAGAAAAGCUGCCAUCAAAUUUCGAAAAAGGAAGCUGCAUCCAGGCAAAUUAUGUGAUGAAGGAGAACGGAAAGAUCAAAGUGAUCAACAAGGAGCUGCAGUCUAACGGCAAAGUUAAAGAAAUCGAAGGAGAAGUCAUGCAUAUGGAUGUAAAGGAGCCAGCCAAGUUGGGCAUCAGCUUUAACUGGUUCACACCUUAUGCCCCUUACUGGGUGAUCUCCACUGACUACGAAAACUACUCGCUGGUUUACUCCUGCACUAACAUUAUCUGGCUCUUCCACGUCAACUAUGCCUGGAUUAUGUCAAGAGCUCCUGAGAUGCACCCGGAAACCGUGGACAACCUGAAGAGCCUUCUCCAGUCCUACAAGAUUGAUACCGAGAAAAUGAUGCCCACGGAUCAACUUAACUGUCCUCCUGAGAUGUAACUCCGACAGCACCACACCGGCUGCAAACUCUGUUGCUUUCCUUAGCAUCCACUAGGACUUCUUUACGUAGAGUCAUAACCCCUCUGCUAAUGGUAGUUUGCCAGACCUGACCGUUACUCCUUGUAGUUGAUCUCUCUAUUGUUAUUCCUCCUUUUUUGUCUCACUCUGACUGACUUUUGCAGAGUAACUGAUUGAUUCAAAGCUAAUGGGUGAAGAAAAGAAAUCCUGAAGUGCAGAUGUGAAGUUUUGCUGUUGCUGUGAAUCCUCAAGUGUGUGGACACAAAAGGGUAUGAGAUGUGAUGUACAAGUAUUAGUCCUGGGGGAAGACCUUUUAUUGUGCACCCACAGGUCUGUUUCCUAUUUUUGUUCUGAUGUUUCUAGGCCUGUUAGGUAUACGCAGCGGCUGAGCUACAUCACAGGCACUGCCUCCCCAGCUGCAAUGGUUGGACAUAGCGGGGUCUGUCCUGCAGUCUAGGAAUCGCCACUGGGAUGUUUGAACAUGUUUUCUGGUGCAGGGAUGUAGACAUGUGUUCCUGCCAAGCCAGCAAACCUUCUCACCAAACUCCAAACCUAGCCCUUUGCAUUUAAAGUCUGAGAAGCCUAAAAGGUCCAGAAAUUCAGCAUUGCUCCAUCCCCUCAUUGUGCAAACGUGUCCUCCCUUGCCUCUAGCGAGGUUGGUCCUGCACCACCAAUGGGUCAGCUCUGAGAGUACCUGUUAACAGGCAGAAAGAGGUGGGUUCGUUCCCUUGUCCAUGCGCAGGACGGGCGAGGGGCAAACGCGGCUCUCAUCCUGCCUGUGAAAUGUAUCGCGCGCCAGAGGCUUUCCCCUGAACCCCUCCAGCGGGGAGACUCUGCCUCAUGUACUGCUCAUCGCUUUCGUAUUUGUCUGAGCGCCCUGAUGGCACUGCAUCUGCCCUGGCAGAUGUUCACAGGGCGCUGCUACGACUCUGCUUAAAUAGCACUGAUGCAACUCAUUAAAAAUGAAAUGAAAAGAUCUGCUC